Apis florea (little honeybee) is the source of this 1377-nucleotide messenger RNA. RefSeq lists its product as uncharacterized. NCBI's taxonomy places the organism in Eukaryota, Metazoa, Arthropoda, Insecta, Hymenoptera, Apidae. The record is from RefSeq and is a predicted model, not a curated record.
AUCAUAUAAGAAUGAAAGAGAAUGUUUUCAAAGAUAUGAUGAAGAAGGGGGAAUUAACAUAAAUGGAAUUGCUCCAACUUGUAUGUAGUACAUAUCAAUACAUACUGUCACUGAGUGAGAUCAUCAAUUCUAAGCUCUGAAUUAAGUGAAUUUUGAUCUUUUACCAUACGAGAUCAAAUGAUUAACAUGGUAAUACAAAAUAUUGCCAUUUUAUUUUUAUUAAUAACACAUACAUUAUCUGCACCGAGUGGGUGCAUAGAAUCUUGUACUUCUUAUCUGACACAAUAUCAAACUUCUGGAAAUUUUCAAAAACAUGCUGAUUUAUCACAAACUGCUUCACAUUUACAAAAUCUUGAUUAUUCAAAACCUGGAACAUGGUCUGAACAUAAUGACUAUAAUGUAGAUAAUGGACAUGGAAAAGUACAUGAAGAACGAGGUCAAUAUGUCGAAGGUCCUAAGACAGUAAGAUAUUAUAAAAAAAAUUAUUCUUCUUAUGAUACGUGGUAUCCUGUUGGUGAGGAAAUAUCAAAUUUUGAUCAAAAUAAUAAUAGACAUAUAUCCAAUACAAAAGAUAUAGUUAAUCAACAUACUUAUAAUCAAAUGAGUAAUUCAGAAUCAAUUAUACAGCAAAAUAACUACAAUACAAUAAAGAGUCAAUCACAUAUUGAAUCAUCACAUAGAAAACCUAAUGUUCAAAAUGAAAGACUUGAAAAUCUUGGAGAAUACAGUAAAAAUUCACAGAUAAACCAACAAGAUAUAUCUAAUACACAAAUUUCGCAAGAACCCUAUCAUAUAAAUAUGCAGUCUGGAAAUUGGAGUACAAUAGAUUCAUAUAAAACUGAUGGAGGACAUGGUCGUGUAUUUGAAGAAAAAGGUCAAUAUGUAUCAGGAGCUAAAAAAAUUCGUUAUUAUAAAAGAAUUAUACUUCUAACUACAGUUCAUCUGAUGGAAUACCUAUUCCUGAUACUGCUAGAAAUGGAAUGCAAGAUAUACAAGCAAAGAUAGAAAAAUUUCAUAAAGAAAUUGGAAAAGGAUUUGAUCAAAUUUCACAAACACAAACCAGUAAUAUUGGACAAACACAUUUCAAUAUCCAUGAUUUGCCUACUGAUAAUAUUUAUAAUAAAAAUAGUGAUAAUUAUAGAGAUCAAUAUAACUAUAGAAAUUCAUUAAGAAUACAUCAUAAUGAAGAACAACAAUCUUCAGAUAUAACAAAUGAACAUUUACCUUAUAGAAAUCCUUAUCAAAAUACUUAUGGUGAAAAUAGUUACAGUAUGUAUGAAAAACAUGAAGGAUAUGUAAAGAAGCUUCAACCAACUAAUCAACUUAUUAAUCCUACAUCAGGAUAUACUAGCACACUCAAUGUUGGAAAUAAUGAUU